AUGAGCAGACGCAAUCGCAAGGAUGUCGACGAUCUACUCGCAGAUCUCGACAAUCUCGGGACCGAGUCACCCACCAGACCCCCUCGCAAAUCUGCCGACAAGUCCACGUCGGGUACUGGAUCCAACGACGGCAAGGCACCCGAUGACGCGCAAAGCCUGCUCGACGAUCUCGACAGUCUAGUGCAGAGCAGGGCUGCAUCCAGCAGUAGGGCCUCGCUGCGGAAGAAGGACGAGAGCGCAGCACCAUCAUCGGUAGCAUCUGCAGUGGCCCCGGUGAAGACCGAGACGGAGCAGCCGACGUCGUCAGUGGUCUCAGAGACUCCUGCCGCCGCAAAUGCGAUGAAGUCAGACCAGCCAGCACAGACAGCAGACACAAACUUGUCUGCAUCAGCGUCGGGUUCUGGCGGUGGAUGGUCAGGCUGGGGAAGCUCGCUCUUCUCCCAAGCCACCAAAUUUGCGGAUCAAGCGCGACAGGAGUUCGAAAAACGCGCACCGACACAAGCUGAGCAAGCUCGUGAACUCGGCUCCAAGGGCUGGGACCUGGCCAAAGGCGUUCGCGGAUUCGUCAAGGAGGCCAACCUGGAGAAAUGGAGCGAAGAAGUGACGAAAGUGGGCAAGCGAGGCUGGACGGAUAUCGUCAACGCUGUGGCACCGCCGAUCGCAGCUCACGAGAUCAUUCAGGUCACGCUGAGCCACGAUAUGGUCGGAUACGAUGGGAUCUCGGACGUCACGUAUCAGGUGCUGGCAAAAGUCAUGGAGCAAGUGGAUUCGGACGCUACGGAGCAGCAGUUGAUCGUCAACAAGGCGCAGAUCGAAACGCCGGCUUCCAAACCCAAGACGGCAACGACGGGUGGAGAGCAAGAUCGUGACUUGAAUGCCGUGGAAGGAUUCGCGGCCGCUUUCAAGUUGGCGAAAGUCAACUUGGACGAGUGCAUCAAACAGCACGAGGUGGCAGCUCCACCCGCAAGAGUGACGGCGGAUGCGUUGCCUAUCACGACGUGUCCCGUGUUCGUACGCAUCCAGGCAUGUCUCGCUGAUCUCCCCGGAGAUGCGGAAGCGGGUGCUGUUGGGAGCUCGACGGACUCCAACAAGUCGCUCUUCUUUUUGAUCCUGCUCAGAGACCCGCAGCACGGGCUCAGUCACAAGACGGUUUCUCAGGCUGUUCCUACUUCUUGGCUCGAUGUACCCUUUGAGGAGAACCAAUGGGUCGAAGAGUCGCUCGUCGAUGUCCUGUCGAAUGCGCUCAGCAUCGUUGGUCAGGAUUAUGUUCAGGGCCGAAUGUCUGGUCGCACCAAGUCCUCCAAAGAAGGGCUUGCCGAUGUGACUAGUGACAAGGCGGCGGAAGGCACCGUUUGA
Molecule: messenger RNA, 1356 nt
Organism: Pseudozyma hubeiensis SY62
Lineage: Eukaryota; Fungi; Basidiomycota; Ustilaginomycetes; Ustilaginales; Ustilaginaceae
Exons: 2
Coding region: 1-1356 (451 amino acids)
Source: RefSeq, a predicted model, not a curated record